This is a messenger RNA of Paramecium sonneborni, 1303 nucleotides long. The record is from the annotation of a GenBank genome assembly. Lineage: Eukaryota; Ciliophora; Oligohymenophorea; Peniculida; Parameciidae.
AUGUCCAAAAAAAUAAAAUAUCUAGAAAGAACUUAAAGAGAUUUAGUACAUUCCAAAUUUAUUGUUGAUCAACGAUACACAUAAACUCUUUAACCUUAAAUAUCUGAUUGGUUUAAAAAGAUGAAGCCACUUCUAGACUUCUCAAGAAUAUUUUAAGAUUAUAAUAAACGCUACUUUACUCUAAAUCUACUUUAAAUAACGCUCUAUUAUUCCAAUAAAUAACAAUACUCUCUUAAUGAUAUCACCUAUAUUCCAUUUGAAGUACUUUUACUAUUCAUUUUAGGAAAUAUAAUCAGUUUCUGAUAAACCACAUUAUGCUCUUUCAAAUUUAGGAGUGGAAUGGAAAGAUGCCUUUGGUAUUACAAUUUAUUUGACAGAUAAAUACAUUGUUUUAGUGGCUUAAUCAAAUGAAAUAUAUAUGCUAUGGCUUAACUAUUUCGAAGCCAUCAGGUUUAGAUCAAAUGGAAAAAGUAUUUUAUAAAGACAACGUACACCUUACUAUUCCAAUUUAUUUGCUAUAAAUCUACCAGAUUUAAUAAAUUCACAAAUUCCUUCUUUACAAUUUAAAAUUAAAAAAGAUCUAUUCCAUCCAGAAACCUAAGAACAUGAUUAACCCAUUUAUAAAUCAAAGAAUGAUAAUCAACAUUUACAAACUCCUGAUAAUGAAGAUAUCAUUAAUUAUUUAGAAAUAGAACAAAAAUUUUCUAAUUCUUAACUUGCAGAAUAAAAUUUUUCAGAAAAUUGUAUUUAUUCCUAAAAUAUCAUUGAACCAUAAAAUAAAAUAAUUAUAACAAAAAAGAACUCCUUUACUAAUCAUGAAUAAUAAUAGAAUACUAAAUAAAUCAUUUAAAAAGAAAUAGAAUAAAAAGCAGUAAAUUUAGAUUUUUUAGAAUAAGAAACUAGUCAAAUUCUUGUGAAGAAUGAUGAAAAUGAAGAAAUAAUUUAACUUACAAAAAAUGAUUAUUUUUUUUCUAAAAAGGAAGAAGAAAAAAUUAGUUACUUACCUUUACCCAAAAGAUUAGAUAAAAUAAAAAAGUAAUCUUAUUUAAACGAAAACUAAUAACAAAUUAAAAAUUUAUAAAAAAAAAAUAUUACUAAUAUUUGGGAUCUUAAUGAUAAUGAAGGAAAUUAAAUUACAAAUAAAAAUAACUUAAAGAUUGAUUAAGUGUCUAAUUAGAACUAAAGCUUAUUUCUCAAUAUUAAAGAUUUUAAUAAUUAAAUAUAAGAUUACUAAACUGAUUAACCUGAACUAUUAGUUAAAUUUAAUGAAUUAGAUUCAGCCAGUUGGGUAGAUUAAGAAUGA